Molecule: messenger RNA, 213 nt
Organism: Pleurotus ostreatus (oyster mushroom)
Lineage: Eukaryota; Fungi; Basidiomycota; Agaricomycetes; Agaricales; Pleurotaceae
Exons: 2
Coding region: 1-213 (70 amino acids)
Source: RefSeq, a predicted model, not a curated record
AUGAGUCUCGUUUUCCAGACGCCUGAGGACGGCGUCCUCGAGGAAGCCUUUGAUGAAUUGGGACCCAUCCAAAUCUUCCUCGUCGAGUUGGAACCUGCCCAAACGGAUUUUCCACGGAUCGCCUUUCUUCGUGCCUUCGUCUUCGCCGGCAAGUUCGUCGAAGACAACCCGGUCGGCCUAAGCGACGAUGCCAACAUCAGGCGUGAAUUGUAA